This is a messenger RNA of Pogoniulus pusillus (Red-fronted tinkerbird), 1658 nucleotides long. Its product is annotated as retinol dehydrogenase 7-like. Gene Ontology annotation, cellular component: intracellular membrane-bounded organelle. The transcript is spliced from 4 exons. Gene Ontology annotation, biological process: retinol metabolic process; steroid metabolic process. The coding region runs from base 57 to 1013 and encodes 318 amino acids. The record is from RefSeq and is a predicted model, not a curated record. Gene Ontology annotation, molecular function: all-trans-retinol dehydrogenase (NAD+) activity. NCBI's taxonomy places the organism in Eukaryota, Metazoa, Chordata, Aves, Piciformes, Lybiidae.
UCCCGGUACUGCUCCCGGUGCCCGUUCCUCUCCUGCUGCCGGUGCUGGUGCCGAGGAUGUGGCUGUGGCUGCUGGCGGGACUGGCAGGGCUGUGGCUGCUGCGGCGCUGGCACCGCGAGCGGCAGACGGUGGCCAGGCUGUCGGACAAGUUCGUGCUCAUCACCGGCUGCGACAGCGGCUUCGGCAACCUGCUGGCCCGGCAGCUGGACGCGCGGGGGCUGCCGGUGCUGGCCGCCUGCCUGAGCGAGGCCGGCGCUGCGCGGCUGCGGGCGGACGCCUCCUCCCGCCUGCAAACCGUCCUGCUGGACGUCACCUCCAGCCAGAGCAUCGCCGCCGCCGCCGCCUGGGUGCGGGAGCGAGUGGGCAGCCAAGGGCUCUGGGGGCUGGUGAACAACGCUGGGGUCGCUGCGCCCACCGGCCCUAAUGAGUGGCUGACCAAGGAGGACUUUGCCAAGGUGCUGGAUAUCAACCUGCUGGGCCUCAUCGAGGUGACACUGAGCCUCCUGCCCCUGCUGCGCCGGGCACGGGGCAGGGUGGUCAAUGUGGCCAGCGUGAUGGGGAGGCUCUCCUUUUUUGGUGGGGGUUACUGCAUCUCCAAGUACGGUGUGGAAGCCUUCUCUGACAGCCUCAGGCUGGAGAUGAGGCACUUUGGGGUGAAGGUCAGCAUCAUCGAGCCAGGCUUCUUCAGUACAGCCAUCACCCACUUCGACACCCACAGCAAGCACCUCCUGUCCUGCUGGGAACGUCUGCCCCAGGAGACCAAAGCUGCUUAUGGGGACAGCUACAUGGAGGACCUUUUCGUCUCAAUGAGGACCACGCAGAAGAGAUGCAGCCCGAAGCUGUCAGUGGUGACAGACUGCAUGGAGCAUGCCCUGACCAGCUGCCACCCCCGUGCCCGCUACUCGGCGGGCUGGGAUGCCAAGCUGUUCUACAUCCCCCUCAGCUACCUGCCCUCAGCCUUCACAGACCUCAUCUUCGGCUGGCUCUACCCAAAACCUGCCUUGAAAGCCUAAGGCAGGGGCAUGGCAUCAGCAGCUGAGAGCCAUGGAAUGGGAAUGGUUCUGGUGGAGAAGCCUUCUGAGAUGUGCCAGCCCAGCUGUGACCCAGCAGCACCAUGGCCACUAAAUCAUGUCCCCAAGUGCCAUGUCUGCCCAUUUCUUGAGUGGUGACUGCAGCACCUCCCUGGGCAGACAGGUCCAGUGUUUGGCCCUCUUGCAGGGCAGAAAUUGUUCCACGUGUCCAAACUAACCCAGCCCUGGCAUUUCCUCUUGUCCUGUCUCCUGUUCCUUGGCAGUAGAGUCCAACCCCCACCCUGCUCCAGCCUCCUCUAAGGCAGCUACACAGAGACAGGAGAUCUCCCCUCAGCCUCCUCUUCUCCAGACUGUCCACCCCCAGCUCCCUCAGCUCUUCCUCCCCAGCCCUGUUCUCCAGGGCUUGCUCUUCUCUGGGCCUGCUCCAGCUCCUCAAUGUCCUCCAUGGACUGAGGAACCCAAAACCAGCUGCAGUAUCCAGCAGCAGCCAGGGCCCACCCAUUCAGGGUGGGAUGGGCAUUGCCCACAGGCAGGGCCAUGCCAGUGGGUUCAUGGUGGUGUAAGUCAGUGCAGCUCUCACUGCUCCCUGGUCACAGUCCAGUUUGCUUCUCAAUAAACAGAGUUCUG